GUGAAUGCAAAAGUAAUAAUAUUAUCAAUGUUGGGUUUGUUGACCCAGAUAAAAUACAUGUUAAAACGGUGAAGCAUAAAAGCGAAGAAACGGGGGGAAACCUACUAAGGUUUUUGGGGGAGCAAUAUUUCUGUGAUUCAAUAUUGUUUCCUUACAACUACGAGUGAGAGUCUUAAUGAUCUUUUAUGCACAUUCAAUUUUUCUUACUCGAUGUUAAGUGUAAUUCCUGACGUAUAUGCAUAACAUGUGCAGCUUCCACUGGAUUCUACUAGACAUUCAACCUGAUAAGGGAAUAGUUGAAGUAAAAGACCCACUGAGUAGAGGCGUGGACGGUUUCCAGGACUUGCAGAAGUUGCUCCAAGUGGCUUGGCAAGCUUUGAAGAAUCUUCAUAAGGAGAUUACCUUUGCAAAGAAGCUAACAUUUACUCCUGUACCGUGCCCCCAGCAGCCACAAGGGACGAAUCUAUGUGGAUACUACGUUUGCGAGUCCAUUCGCAUGUUAACCACUGAGAAGCAGAACAACAAUAAAUUCAACGUCGACUACAUGCGGGACAGACUCCAACCAAAGGAACACGCACUAGGAAUCGUGGAGGAACUGGCGGGACUUUUGGUUAAAGAAGUAAUAAACAACAAAGGCUUGUUUAGUCCAAAUAGAUGCUCUACCUCCAAAUAGACGGUCGUUAGUACCGCUUGUCGAUCGUGAGCUCCAUGUAUAUAUGUAGGGAAUCUACGAAUAUGUGUAAGGGGAAUCGACUUUUGCUUCCAAUAUUUGUUU
Molecule: messenger RNA, 775 nt
Organism: Lolium perenne
Lineage: Eukaryota; Viridiplantae; Streptophyta; Magnoliopsida; Poales; Poaceae
Source: RefSeq, a predicted model, not a curated record